GACUGGACCAUCAUGGCGUCCGCAUGGUUAAAUAGGAAGAGAGAGCCCGCGGGAACAGGGCUUCCUGCAGCAACUCGCCUUCCUUUGCACCCUUCGCUCCUUCGUUCCUUUCUGGGCUUCAUUGAUUGAAGUCCUUUUCGUUCUUUUUUUCUUCUUUUACCAUACCCCGCAGUGCGGUGGAUCCUUUCAACAUGCCUCUUUUCAAAAUCGCCACUCUCCUGCUUGGCUCCAUCUCGCUGGUCGCCGGCCAUGGCUAUGUCUCGAGCAUCGAGGUGGACGGCGCCAGCUACGGAGGGUACCUGGUCGAUACUUAUUACUACGAAUCCGACCCGCCCGAGCUGAUCGCAUGGUCUACCAAUGCUACCGACACUGGUUUUGUCUCGCCCACCGACUAUGACAGUGCCAAUAUCAUUUGCCACAAGGGGUCCUCGCCAGGCGCGUUGUCGGCCCCUGUAGCCCCCGGAGGUUGGGUGCAGAUGACUUGGAACACCUGGCCUGACGACCAUCAUGGCCCCGUCAUUACCUAUCUGGCCAACUGCCACGGUUCAUGCGCGGACGUGGACAAGACCACCCUCGAGUUCUUCAAGAUCGAUGCUGGCAGUCUCAUCGAUAACACAAAUGUACCAGGUACAUGGGCAACCGAUGAGCUGAUCGAAGACAGCUACAGUCGCAACAUUAGCAUUCCCAGCGACAUUGCCCCGGGCUACUACGUUUUGCGGCAUGAAAUCAUUGCCCUCCACAGCGCCGAGAAUAUGGAUGGAGCUCAGAAUUACCCUCAGUGCAUCAACCUGGAAGUCACUGGCAGCGGAACAGCCACGCCGAGUGGUACCUUGGGUACUGCUCUGUACAAGGAAACCGAUCCCGGAAUCUACGUCAACAUUUGGAACUCGCUCAGCUCCUAUACCAUUCCUGGUCCCUCGCUGUAUACUGCUGGCAGUGCCGCGACCGCGACCGCCGCCACAACAGAUUCUGCUAGCACUACGGCUGCCGCUGUCACUACUGCGAGUGUGGAGACUACCGCGGCUGUAUCCUCGAUUACUUCCCAGACCACCGAGCCUAGUUUGGUGCCCACUCAGUCCACGGGCGUCAGCGUCACCUCGAGUCAACCUGGUCAAAUCAAGACUGGCGAGUCAGAGGGAAGCCCCGAUGGUGAGGAUUCUUUCCAUGAGCCUACCGCGACUACCACGGCCUCGGUCGCUACGUCUUCUUCGAGCUCGACAUCCUCAUCUUCGACGACCUCCGGUGUUUUGAGUGGCGCCUGCAGCCAGGAGGGUUACUGGUACUGCAACGGAGGUACGGCUUUCCAGCGCUGCGUCAAUGGCGAGUGGGAUGCAUCGCAGAGUGUGGCGGCGGGGACUGUCUGCACGGCCGGGAUUUCUGAGACAAUCACCAUCUCAGCCGCUUCGACCCGCCGGGAUGCCAUGCGCCGGCACCUGGCGCGUCACAACCGCCAUUAAGCGGGCGACCAGAUGAAGCUGGGAGUGAGAACAACGUUACGAGUGAAUAUAAUUGAAAAUACUUCAAAGAUCUUUGCAUAUACUGUACAUAGCCUAGAAUAGCGCAGC
This is a messenger RNA of Aspergillus homomorphus CBS 101889, 1565 nucleotides long. Its product is annotated as lytic polysaccharide monooxygenase auxiliary activity family 9 protein. NCBI's taxonomy places the organism in Eukaryota, Fungi, Ascomycota, Eurotiomycetes, Eurotiales, Aspergillaceae. The transcript has a single exon. The record is from RefSeq and is a predicted model, not a curated record. Bases 192 to 1457 code for a protein of 421 amino acids.